Cygnus olor (mute swan) is the source of this 2810-nucleotide messenger RNA. RefSeq names its product S-adenosyl-L-methionine-dependent tRNA 4-demethylwyosine synthase TYW1-like. Bases 277 to 2559 code for a protein of 760 amino acids. The record is from RefSeq and is a predicted model, not a curated record. Gene Ontology annotation, molecular function: 4 iron, 4 sulfur cluster binding; FMN binding; catalytic activity. Gene Ontology annotation, biological process: wybutosine biosynthetic process. Lineage: Eukaryota; Metazoa; Chordata; Aves; Anseriformes; Anatidae. The transcript has 17 exons.
AAUUAUUGGGGGUGUUGGAGGCCUUCCCUGCCUGCAGCGCCUGGCACCCACCUGUGGCAUGGGGCCGGCUGGGAGCGGGGUCCCCUCACCCUGCUUCUCUCAGGGGUUGGGUGUUGCUGGCCGAGGGGAAGGAGGGCUUUAAUCUCAUGCUAUGAGCAGCAGCCUGGGGAGAACCAAGAUGAAGCUUCCACCUUCUUCAAGCUUUUUGUGUUCCUGCUCCUGUUAGACGCCUGCCAAAGCAGGGUGCAAGAGGCUUGCAGACUGCAGCCAGCUUUCAUGCUCGGUGCUUCUCAGGCAGCAGUGGCGCUGCGCAAGUAUUUUCUGCCUUUCCUUGGGACAGAACCUGCCCUAGCUUUAGAUGUCUCAAUGGAUAUGUGGAACUUUUCCUACACUUGCCUGGCAUCCUUGUGGCUGCACAGAUUUUACAUCUAUUCUGUUAUUGCUUUUGGGAUCAGUCUCUGGAUCAUUGUCCAGCUCUUCACCACCAAAAAGAAGGGUGAAAAAUCCAAUGGGAACCUGUCUUCUGAAGUAGUAGAAGAAAAACAAGCAAAUGGAUAUGCUGCCCUGCAGGUGAAGGAGGUCUAUGUUGCUGGUGUAAAGAUUUUCUAUGGGUCUCAGACUGGCACAGCAAAGAGAUUUGCGAAAGGCCUGGCUGAAGCAGUUAUUUCCCUUAAUUUGCCUGUGGAAGUCAUUAGCAUGGGAGAUUAUGAUCCAGAUGACUGUCUAGCAGAGGAGACAACCAGCAGGAACAUCUGUGUGUUCUUGGUAGCUACAUACACAGACGGACAGCCAACUGAGAGUGCCGCAUGGUUCUGCAAGUGGUUAGAAGAGACUGCAAAUGACUUCCGCUUUGGCAAAACCUACCUGAAGGGCCUGAGAUAUGCUGUGUUUGGCUUGGGAAACUCAGUUUAUGUUGAUCAUUAUAACACAGUUGGAAGAAAUAUUGACAGAUGGCUGUGGAUGCUCAGUGCCAGCCGUAUCAUGACUCGUGCUGAGGGGGACUGCAAUGUGGCCCAGAGCAAGCAUGGCAGCAUUGAGGCUGACUUUGAAGCCUGGAAAACCAAGUUCCUCAGUUGUCUCCAGGCCCUCUGCAGAGGGGAAAGGAAGCCCUGCAGUGGGAAGUGCAAGAAAGGGAAGUGCAAAUCCCAGGGGAAGCAGAGCAAGGAGAGCUCAGAUCAUGAACACGGCGCAUCAGAGUACAAGAAUGCUGAGGCAGAAGAAUUGGUUGAAACCAGUAGUGAGGAGGAGGCUGAUGCUGAGGAAGUUGGAGGCAUGAAUUCUGUCAUUGAUGUUGAAGAUCUUGGCAAUGUCAUGAGCCACAUGAAGAAAGCCAAGAGAGAACGUGAGCUUGAGGAAGGAGUUAUUGGAACAAGCUUGUCUGGAGAGACCGCCGGGAGGAAGGAGGCAGGUGAAAAGAGAGAGAUGAUAACUGCAGCUCUGAGAGACGCGCUCACAAAGCAAGGUUACAAGUUGAUUGGGAGCCAUUCUGGGGUGAAGCUCUGUCGGUGGACAAAGUCGAUGCUUCGAGGCCGAGGCGGCUGCUACAAGCACACGUUUUAUGGAAUUGAGAGCCAUCGCUGCAUGGAAGCCACGCCAAGCCUUGCUUGUGCCAACAAAUGUGUGUUUUGCUGGAGACAUCAUACAAAUCCAGUGGGCACAGAGUGGAGAUGGAAGAUGGACCAACCUGAAAUGAUCUUGCAGGAGGCUAUUGAGAACCAUCAGAAUAUGAUUAAGCAGUUCAAAGGAGUGUCAGGAGUAAAAGCAGAUCGCUUCGAGGAAGCAAUGACAGCAAAGCACUGCGCGCUGUCACUGGUGGGAGAGCCCAUCAUGUACCCGGAGAUCAACCGCUUCCUGAAGCUCCUGCACCAGCACAACAUCUCCAGCUUCCUCGUUACAAACGCACAGUUUCCAGAUGAGAUUAGGAACCUCGAGCCAGUAACGCAGCUGUAUGUCAGCGUGGAUGCCAGCACCAGAGAGAGCCUGAAGAGAAUCGAUCGACCCCUCUUCAAGGAUUUCUGGCAGAGGUUUCUAGACAGUUUAAAGGCCUUGUCUGAAAAGCAACAGCGUACAGUCUAUAGGCUGACACUGGUGAAAGCUUGGAACGUGGAUGAACUCAAAGCCUAUGCUGACCUGGUAUCGCUGGGUAAACCAGACUUCAUCGAGGUCAAGGGGGUGACGUACUGCGGAGAAAGCUCGGCCAGCAGCCUCACCAUGGCCAACGUCCCCUGGCACGAAGAGGUGGUGCGCUUCGUCCAGGAGCUGGCCGAACUCAUCCCAGACUACGAAAUCGCCUGUGAGCACGAACACUCAAACUGUCUGCUGAUAGCUCACAAGAAGUUCAAGGUUGACGGCGAGUGGUGCACCUGGAUCAACUACGAGCGCUUCCAGGAGCUGGUACGAGAGCACGAGAGGAGUGGGGGAUUGAAGACGUUCACAGCAGCAGACUACACAGCCAGGACUCCUCGCUGGGCGCUGUUUGGGUCCAGCCAACGGGGCUUUGAUCCCCUGGACGUAAGAUACCAGCGGAAGAACAAAGCAAAAGACAUCUCCGGGUGCUGACGUUAGGAUGGGGCUCGCCGAUCUGCAGGCUGGCUGAUGGAUGAGCUUUGGUCUUCAUUUCCAGACUAACACCCAUAUCAAAUCUGUUCACGUAGGCUUUCUGAAGUUGGAUAUUGAGAAGGAUGGUAAAGUCUUUGUUUAACCCUUCCCUCCUGUUUUUAGGGCUUCUUGGAUGGAAGUAUUUGUAACGCUUUUUAUCUUGUACAAAUGCUACGUGUGAGCAGUGUAUCGCCGUUGGCAGUGCCAUCGGG